AUGCCUCAACUUCUUAGCCGAGUCUUGAAGCCCUCUGUCUACAAAAAUGUCCUCAAACACAACAAGAAGAUGGUUCGGUGGUGUUCGUCUACUCCAAUAUACCCAUAUAUGUUAAUUGACCACGUCCUCAAGGUUGGAGAGAAUGAUCAAGUAACAAGAAGGUCUGGAUCAGAUGGUGAAAUUGAAAUCAUAUUUAAGAACACGUGUCUCGCUACAGAAGUCCAUAGCGCGAUGUCUACCGGAUUUAAUCAAAAUGGAGUGAAUAUUCACAUGAAGGACAGAAAAUUCCUCCGUGAUAUUGAUAAAAUUCGUCUAAACAUAUAUUACAAGCCCUCUGAUCCUAAAUCAAAAUCAGUGUCUGUUCAUCUACCUCCUCUUCCUCAAGGCUCUCAAAUCACAAACCUAGCAAUGUCCUCUCUUCCUGACCUAGAAAAUGAAGAAUGGGAUCUCAGCUUAAGCUCUAUAGACAUAAGGACUUACGUUGGAUUGAUAUCGAAACCACGCAUGCUCAUGAGACUAUUAGCCCAUACUCAAGAGAAGGACAAGCCCAAGUACGAUCUCAUGUGGAAGAAAGAUAUUCCGCAGUAUAUGUCGUAUGAGCUAGAGGAAAUGAAUUCGUUUACCAGGAUAGACCAUCUUGUGGAGUCACCUUCCGGCGAACAAUUCCUCAUUUCAUGGUAUUACGGAGACGAGAUGGUGUUAUACAAAGGAGAAACAACAUUAAUGCACAAAACAAAGCGAUUUAUGGUGUUUAAAGAGCAAGAAAUGAAUAAGGAAAAGAAGUAUGAUAAAGAUAUGAUUUACACAGAAAACAUUGGAGAUUUUUGUAUUUUUCUUGGACAUGGUGAAGCUUUGUGUGUCCCAUCAACCUCGUCUCCGGGUCUUAAAGCUAACUGCAUCUAUUUUGUGGGACAUAACUAUGGAGUUUUUGAUAUCACAACCCAAAAUUGCACUCUCUUCUCCAUGGAAGGAGGUCCAUUUAGAUCCUUUGAGUUUCCUUACUGGCCUCAUCCAUUUUCUCUCACUCCUCAUAGUCAUUAG
Arabis nemorensis is the source of this 1041-nucleotide messenger RNA. Lineage: Eukaryota; Viridiplantae; Streptophyta; Magnoliopsida; Brassicales; Brassicaceae. The record is from the annotation of a GenBank genome assembly.